Molecule: messenger RNA, 9432 nt
Organism: Danio aesculapii
Lineage: Eukaryota; Metazoa; Chordata; Actinopteri; Cypriniformes; Danionidae
Gene: cntnap2b
Product: contactin associated protein 2b
Exons: 25
Coding region: 288-4235 (1315 amino acids)
Source: RefSeq, a predicted model, not a curated record
CUCAUUAACUUCAGCACCUGGACAGCGACUGUCCCGGAAAACCUCGUCUGGGGUAACAAUGCGAGCAUUCAGCGAAACGCGAUUUCACCAAGACAUGCUUUGACAAACAAUGCGAUUCCCGACCCAUUUUCUACCUUGGUUUAACUAAAAGCUGACUGUGUCGAGCGCGUAAAGCACGUAGAAACAGCGCCAGUCCUGAAGGCUUCCCUUCCGCGCAGGGAGGGUGCGAGAGACGGAAGGACAAAACGCCGCGGUUUCUCUUUGUUUACAUCGGAAUAAAAGUGAGAAUGCGACGGAUUGUCGGACUGGAGGUGCCGCUCAUAUUGUGGAUAUGGUGUGUUUAUGUGAAGCUCAGCACAGGAGCCCAGAGGUGUGAUGAGGUUUUGGCUUCACCGCUUCCAUACAGCGCCUUCACCAGCUCCUCUGUGUUGGCAGCGGAUUUUGGCGCCGGCUAUGCAAAACUCAACAGGAGAGUAGGCAAUGGCGGAUGGUCACCAUCAGACUUGGACAGGUACAGGUGGCUACAGGUGGACCUCAGGGCUAGAAAACAGAUCAUGGCCAUCGCAACGCAGGGCAGAUACAGCAGCUCCGACUGGACCAAAAACUACAGGCUCCUGUACAGCGACACCGGGAGCAACUGGAAGCCCUAUCGGCAGGACAGCAACAUAUGGACGUUUUCAGGUAACUGGAACUCAGAGCGGGCCGUGCGACAUGAACUUCAGCACCCGUUUGUGGCUCGUUAUGUGCGUUUCAUCCCACUGGACUGGAGCGAGGAGGGCAGAACUGGUCUGAGAGUGGAGAUCUAUGGCUGUGCUUACUGGGCAGACGUGAUCAGUUUUGAUGGCCAGGGAGUGAUUUCCUAUCGCUUCAGACAGAAGAAGAUGAAGAUCUUGAAGGAUGUGAUAUCGCUGAAGUUUAAGACCUCUAAAGGAGACGGUGUUCUGCUGCACGGAGAGGGACAACAGGGAGAUUAUAUCACACUAGAGCUGCGGCGAGCCAAACUACAGCUGCAGAUCAACCUGGGCAGUAAUCAGUACGGCUCCAUUCAGGGUCACACAUCAGCGUCGAGUGGGAGUCUGCUGGAUGACGACCACUGGCACUCGGUCCUGAUCGAACGCUACAGACGCAGCAUCAACUUCACACUCGACCAGCACACACAGAGCUUCCGCACUAACGGAGAGUUUGACCACCUGGACCUGGAUUAUGAAAUUACAUUUGGAGGGAUGCCAGUGUCGGCCAAGCCCAGCUCAGGAGGCCGAGAAAACUACAUCGGCUGCAUGGAGGCCAUUCAUUACAACGGGGACAACAUCACUAACCUCGCACGCAGGAGAAAAGUAGACACCUCCAGCUUCCAUAACCUGACAUUUUCCUGCACGGAGUCCCGAACGUUCCCUGCCUUCUUUAACUCCACCAGCUCCUUGCAGCUUCCGGGUCGGACUGAUGCAGACACAGUGUCGGUCAGGCUUCAAUUUCGGACGUGGAACCCCAGCGGCCUGCUAUUCUUUACUCCACUCAUGCCUGGAGGGGUGGAGGUCAGUCUGGUGGAGGGUAAAGUUACAGUCCACAUCUACGUCACUCUGGGCAAGAACACCCGUGUGGACAUAUCCUCAGGUUCUGGUCUUAAUGAUGGACAGUGGCACAGCGUUCAUUUUCUGGCACUGGAGAGCAUUGCCAUGUUGACCAUUAAUGGAGACGAAAUGUCCACCGUGAGAGCUGCUCUGCCCAUGCAGAUCAGGACUGGAGGAGAUUAUUUUUUCGGAGGAUACUUCCCGCGGACCGAUCUUUCUCCAUCACAGCGCUCAUUUCAGGGCUGCAUGCAGCUCAUUCAUGUGGACGACCAGUCUAUGGACCUGCAAUCUGUGGAGCAAGGCAUUCUGGGUAGCUUCGAGAACGUCAGCCUGGAUAUGUGCGCCAUCAUAGACAGGUGUGUCCCAAACCACUGUGAACAUGGAGGAAAGUGUUCUCAAACUGAAGACACAUUUAAGUGUGCCUGUGAGGGCACUGGAUACUCUGGCGCCACCUGCCACAACUCUGUGUAUGAGCAGUCCUGCGAGGAGUACAAACACUUGGGCCGAAGCUCAGACACAUACUGGAUCGAUCCGGAUGGCAGCGGAUCCCUGGAGCCGUUCAGAGUCACCUGCAACAUGAGGGAAGACAAAGUGUGGACAACCAUAGCGAAUGACCUGCCGGCUCAGAGUUCUGUCUCUGCAGGUUCUGUACCCGAAGACAAGACGGUGCUCACACUCAAUUACAGCAUGUCUGUUGAACAGGUGAACGCCGUCACCAGCAGCGCGGAGCUCUGUGAGCAGCAUGUUUCAUACAUGUGCUAUAAAUCACACCUGCUCAAGGUGCUGUCGCCAGAUGUGCCUCCAUCCACAUAUUGGGUCGGCAGGGGAAAUGAGAAGCACUUCUACUGGGGAGGCUCAGGACCGGGCGUGCAGAAAUGUGCCUGUGGUAUAGAACGCAACUGCACCGAUCCCAGAUAUUACUGCAACUGCGAUGCAGAUCUCAGACAAUGGAAAGAAGAUGCUGGUAUGUUGAUGUAUAAGGAUCAUUUGCCUGUCAGUCAGGUUGUGGUUGGGGAUAUUUAUCGCUCUGGAUCUGAAGCCAAACUCACCGUCGGACCGCUGCGCUGCCAAGGAGAUCGUCACUACUGGAACGCUGCUUCCUUCAACACACCUGCAUCUUAUCUUCAUUUUCCAACCUUACAAGCCGAGACCAGUGCUGACGUGUCCUUUUAUUUUAAGACAUCGGCUUCACACGGAGUCUUUCUGGAAAACCUGGGCAACCCCGACUUCAUUCGACUAGAACUCAGAUCGGCGUCAGUGGUGUCGUUUUCGUUUGAUGUGGGCAACGGGCCGGUGGAGUUAAGCGUUCGCUCAUCUACACCCCUCAAUGAUGACCAGUGGCACAGGGUGGAGGCGGAGCGCAAUAUUAAGGAGGCUGUUUUGCGAUUGGAUAAGCUGUACCGGGAGGCGCGGUCAGCACCACCUCAGGGCCACACCCGCCUGCAGCUCUUCAGCCAGCUGUUUGUAGGUGCUUCAGGCGGUCAGAGAGGAUUUCUGGGCUGCAUUCGUUCCCUAAAGGUCAACGGAGUAACCCUUGAUCUCGAGGGGAGAGCAAAGGUCACACCGGGGGUAAAGCCUGGAUGUUCGGGUCACUGUAGCAGUUAUGGGAUGCACUGCCAGAAUGGAGGAAAAUGCAUCGAAAAAUACAAUGGGUACUCAUGCGACUGCAGUCUGACCGCCUUCGAUGGGCCUUUCUGCAAUGAUGAUGUUGGAGGGUAUUUCGAGAGCGGAACACUGGUGCGUUUUGACCUGAUGUCCGAGAGCAGCACUUCUUCUCCUGCACUGAAGGAAGGAGAGUCUGCGGCGCUGGGCAUUGUGGGUAAUCUGACACACGAGGAGCUCAGCUUUAGCUUCAGCACAUCCAACACGCCGGCCGUCCUCAUCUACAUCAGCUCAAAGACACAGGACUACCUGGCCGUGGUGCUGAGACACAAUGGUACUCUGCAGAUCCGCUAUAAUCUGGGUGGAUUGAGAGAGCCAUUCAGCAUCAGCCUGAACCAUCGUAACAUGGCGAACGGUCAGCCUCAUAAUGUCAACAUCAGCCGACAAGACAGACUCGUUCAGCUGCAGGUGGAUCAUUACCCUACAGUGAGCUACACUCUUCCUGAAGCCUCAGACACUGAAUUUAACCUGGUCAAGACCAUUUUCCUUGGAAAGGUGUUUGAAACAGGUCAGAUUGAUCCGGUGUUGAUAGAGCGAUACAACACUCCAGGAUUCGUGGGUUGUUUGUCCAGAGUUCAGUUCAACCGGAUCUCUCCUCUGAAGGCGGCGCUCAGGACCGGCCCGUCCACUGCCUCCAUACAGGGAGUCCUGGUGGAGUCAAACUGCGGCGCGUCUCCACUCACCGUCCCACCCAUGUCUGCUGUCUUUGACCCCUGGCACCCAGAGUCAGUCGGUGCUCAGUUCCCGUUCAAUGAGGAGCGCAUCAGUCGAGAUGGAGUCAACAGAGACUCUGCAAUAAUCGGAGGCAUCAUCGCAGUGGUGAUCUUCACCAUCCUCUGCACGCUGGUGUUUCUGGUGCGUCACAUGUUCCGUCACAAGGGCUCCUACCACACCAAUGAGGCCAAAGGGGCGGAGUCUGCAGACUGCGCGGAUGCUGCCAUCAUCGUCAAUGACCCCGCCUUCACAGAGACCAUCGACGAGAGCAAGAAGGAGUGGUUCAUUUAGCCACACCCCCUGAGGGCGAGGCUUCACUCUCUGACAGCAGCCCAUGUGAAACGGACACUUGGCGAAGUCUGGCAUGUCUGUUCUGUAAUUAUUUUGUAUGUAAGUGAGUACAGCACAAGGACUUCUGUAAGAUCCAAUUCAUCCCAUGCACACAUGAUAACAGUUUUAAACAACAACUGAUGCGUUUUUAUCAUUGCAAUAUUUCUGGUCUGAUUAAAAAACUAAAAAUGAUGUGUGUUCGGCGAUCACGGAUGCAGCAAAUACUCCAAUAGCACAAAGCGGAAUGUGUACAGAAUGCAUAAUUAUGUUUUCCGAUAAUGACGUUUGAUUGUAUUUAAGCGUUUCGUUGUCAGCAUCUUCAGGACAAUAAUAAUAUAUUGUAGCAUGGAAAUCAGCCAUUGGCGUUUCUGAAUCACCCAUCGAUGUUUAAUGCAGCACUUUUGUAUCUCAUGGUUAAUGUUCUUUAUAGUUGCCAGAAUUCAGUGUUAUUUAUCUGUUUCUCCAUAAGUGCUUGUUCAAUCUCUACGGAUAACAUAAUGCAGACAGACAGUUUAGGGGGGGGGGUUGUGAGGUGCAUGUUCUGUGCCCCUAUUAUGUUGUUAGGGUUUAUUGUUUUUCUUAUUUCAUCAAUCCGAGGUUAAAAAAACACAUUUUUCAUCACCAUCGCUUUUCGUAGCGUCUAAAAUGGUUGGUUCAAGGAUCCGGUUUCUCUAAACCCCGCCUUUUUUGAGAGCCUGCUUUGCUCUGAUAGGUCAGAUGACUGGUCCAGUCUGUUGUGAUUGGUUGAUAACUUACAUUGCAUGUCUGAAACCAUAUGCAGAUUACCAUAUAUCUGAAUUUGAGCUCUUCUUUCUCAAUUGUAAGCACAGUGACAUAAACAAUGAUGUUUGUUUUACCAUCUUAAUUUGAGCAUGAGUUCUCCUCCUUUUUUAAGUGAAGAAAACUAUGUAUUUUUGAUAUAAAAACCCAAACUCUUAUAGGUUGCAGCCAGUGCUUAAUUUGUAAAUUGCGAGGUCCAAUUUAUGUAACAUAACGUAACGAGGUCCAAUCGGCAUAAUGGAUCCGGCAUGUUACCCGAGGAUGUAGAGGUGUCGCGCAUGAAAGUGGAGACCGUGGGGGGGAAGAGAGAUGGCAGAGGGGUUUCGCGGACGAAAGUGAAGAGGGUUGGGGUGCCGCGGAAGAAAGUGAAAGUGAACAGUGGACAGGGGAGGAGGACGGUUGAGGAGGGGGAUCGGGUAAAAUGAGGUGCCAGAUUAGAUUUCAGAGGUUCCGGAUCAGGCGUGUUCCCUGGUUAAGCCUUGGUUGCGGCUAUAGUUACAGUGUUUGAGACUUAAAGAUGACAAUAAAACAAAAAUUUCAUUUUUUUUCCACAACCUUUUUCCGCACAGCUCCAGCUAUUUUCUUAGGCUGCAUUCACACUGCAUGGUUCAAGUGACUCAAUUUCGAUUUUUUUCUCCCAUGUGGCACAGAUCGGAUAUGGCCCAUGUUCGUGUAAGCAGGAAAAAAUCAAAUGGAUUCCGAUUUACCCAAAUCAGAUUCAGGCCUUGUUCAUAUGUGGAAAUUUCUUGCCCUCACGUUUGCAGUGUAAGCAGGUAGGUCGGAUUUUCUCCUGUCAAUGCGAGUUGCACAUUAUUUAAAAACCAUAGCAAAUGACGUAAACUCUAGACGCUUUUAUUUCGGAACAAACUUCAGCAGAGUCCCAAACCUUAAAUCUCAUACACGAGGGCUAAAAAAGCUUUUAUAUUGUCAUGUAGCACAAGUAUUUAAGCAUGUUAAGGAGAGAGAGAGAGAGAGAGAGAUCAAUAGCACAAUAUCCGCCAGGUAACCAAUAUUGGCAAAAUGAGAAUUUUUGGUCAUAAACUAUAGCAAAACAACUUGUCAAAAAGAAUUUAAAAAAUGAAACCCUGCGAACACAUUAAAUGCAGGAGUGGAGAUAAGAGCGCUCUUUUAUUAUCAGCUGUCAAUCAGCGCCCACUUGUUUUUUUUCCUGGUCAAUGCGACUUUGCUGUGUGCUGUGUAAAUGCAGACAAUUGGAUACGAGUCACUUUUAAAAGAUGAUGUAAGCAAGUCAGCAAAAAAGUCAGAUGCAGUCACAAAAUCGGAAUUGACCAUCAAGAUUUGCAGUGUAAAUGCAGCCUUAGUGCCUGAAAGGGCUGGUUCAAGGAUCUGGUUUCUCUAAACCCCGCCUUUUUGAGAGCCUGCUUUGCUCUGAUUAGUCAGAUGACUUCUCUCAGUGUAGAAAAUAACAUCUUUUUGCUCCAAGAGCUCAAAUCCUCCAGGUUUCAGCGACAGUUACAGUGUUUAGGAGUUAAAUAAGACAUAAAUAUCCACUUUACCAAUAAUAUGCCCAGCUCCAGCUCUUUUCUUAGUGUCUUAGUUGGUUCAAGGAUCCGGUCUCUCCAAACCCCUUUCUGAGAACCUCCUCUGCUCUGAUUGGUCAGAUGACGGGUCCAGUCUGUUGUGAUUGGUUGGAAACUUACAUUGCAUAUCUGAAACCAUAUAUCUAAAUUUGUUGCCCACCAUGUUGGCUGAAUUGGUCACAUGACUGCAUCACAUGACUAAAAUGCGUCAUCGUUUUGAAAAGCCUCCAUUUUCACAGUCCACACUGCAACACUAAAGUGGCAUUUUCAAAUUGAUACACUUUGGACAUUUUUGUUUUCAAAAAGAUAUGUUUUUGUUUUCUAAAAAUGCCAUCUCAGUGUGGAUGGAAGGCCAAAACGGAGAGAAAAAUAUGUGUUUUUAAAUGAAAACGUUUUAGUGUGGCCUUAGUGUCAGAAAUGGUUGGUUUAAGGAUCCGGUCUCUCUAAACCCUGCCUUUUUAAGAACCUGCUUUGCUUUGAUUGGUCAGAUAACUGCUCCAGUCUGUUGGGAUUGGUGGAGAGAGCAAUUCUUCCAGGUUUUAGCUACAGUUACAGUGUUUAGGAGUUAAAAAAAAUACUCUUUUCCAAUAUAAUGCACAGCUUUUUUCUUAGGCUACGUCUACAUUAAUCUGGAUAAAUUUGAAACGCUAAAACUCUCCAUGUCCACACUAUCAUUUUAUAUUCUUUCGAUCAUCCACACUAAAAUGACUGAAAACACUUUGGUUUAUGUACUGCGCAUGCACACAUAAGACGCUUUUACUAGCAUCAUAUCCGCCUGUCACUUAUUUCUCUUUGAAGCGUCUCAGCAAAAUGGUGCCACUGUCCACCGCUGGACAACAGCUUCCAGUAAACAUUCUAUGUCCUUUGAACAGAGGCAAUAUGGAGCAUGUACAAACUGACAUCAAUCUUUAAUAAAACGGUCAAAACGGACAGCAUCCAAAACAUCUGCUUUACAACGUCGUCCACCAUGUUAGCUGAUUGGUCACAUGACUGCAUCACAUGACUAAAAUGCGUCAUCGUUUUGAAAAGCCUCCAUUUUCACAGUCCACACUGCAACACUAAAGUGGCAUUUUCAAAUUGAUACACUUUGGACAUUUUUGUUUUCAAAAAGAUAUGUUUUUGUUUUCUAAAAAUGCCAUCUUAGUGUGGAUGGAAGGCCAAAACCGAGAGAAAAAUAUGUGUUUAUAAACAAAAACGUAUUAUUGUGGACAUGGUUUUUGCUCUGAUUGGUCAAGAGAACUACGGUCUGUUGGGAUUGGUGAAGAGAGUAGAUUUGCUCUCCCAGAGUAGAAAAGGACAUCUUUUUGAGCCACAAAACCAACUCUUCCAGGUUUCAGCUACAGUUACAGUGUUUAGGAGUUAAAAAAAAUACUCUUUUCCAAUAUAAUGCACAUCUCUUUUCUUAGGCUACGUCUACACUAAUCUGGAUAAAUUUGAAACGCUAAAACUCUUCAUGUCCACACUAUCAUUUUCAAUUCUUUCGAUCAUCCACACUAAAAUGACUGAAAACACUUUCGUUCAUGUACUGCGCAUGCACACAUAAGACGCUUUUACCAGCAUCAUAUCCACCUGCUGCUUAUUUACUUUCCAUCUCUUUGAAACGUCUCUGCAAAAUGUCGCAACUGUCUGCCACUGAACAACAGCUCUCAACAAACAUUCCGUGUCCUUUGAACAGAGGCAAUAUGGAGCAUGUACAAACUGACAUUAAUCUUUAAAAAAAUUGUCAAAACGGACAGCAUCCAAAACAUCUGCUUUACAACGUCGUCCACCAUGUCGCCAAACGUUUUUGAGAGCCUGCUCUGAUUGGUCAGAUCUCUCCUCCAGUCUUGUAAUGGGUGGAAAAAGUAGAAAUGCUUUCACAGCACAGAAACUAGCAUCCUUUUUUAUCCAAACCCAACUCUUCCAGGUCACAGCUACAGUUACAGUAUUUGAGAGUUAAAUAAGACAUUGUUCACAAGCAGCCCAUAAAGACAACAGACUGGCAUCAUGCAAAUUUGUUAUAAACUUGUGUAGGUUUGUGUAGGAAUUACUGAAGAUUCCUUUCAUGUAGUUCAGAAUCGCUUCUUUCUUUUUGGAGACAAUAACUCCAUUUAUAUUUGAAAUGUUGCUGACCGUUUACAUUCAUAAAAGCCCUAAAUUACGCACUAUGUGAGCAUAAUAGGGGCAUUUUUAAAACAAGGAAGCUCUGGAUAGUUCAGUAGUAAAUGAUCAGGACUGGUUCAUUUGCUCCGAUGUCUUUUAAUGUGCCUCAAAGGCUUCUUCUGGCCAAGCAUGGAUUUUGUGAUAGAUUUGAAGACCAUAAUUUAGGAGAAAGUGUAUUAGUUUAAAAUCAGCCGCAGCAGCACAAAGUUAUGUACAAACCAUUUUGAAUAUUGUCCUCGCUGUGCUUGGUUAAGUCAUUUUUAUUUCUUAACUUUGUCUGAAUUACGUAAGGAAGCAUUUCUGUCAUUUUUGAGGGUGUUUAUUAACAUGGUCUUUUAACCGUCUUUGCUCACACGAAUCCACUAACAACAGUGUUAUUGAGCCAUCAGAUAGAUUACAAAAGUUGGUUUACGAUAAAGCACGAUAAUGUUGCUUUGCGAAUAUUUUGGAUUGUUUUAAAAUUGUGCAUAACCAAUCUGUUGUUAGGUCUUUUAAAAUGAAUUAAAUUGCAUAUUUAUUAAGGUUGUGUCACAUCAGAAAUGCUUAAUGUGGCUUUUUAUUUAUAAUCAGUCAAUCGUUUUCGUGUUUCUUUUUUGAAAAUGCUCAUGUUGUAUAUGAUGCAAUGUCAUUUCUUGUUGAGGGUCGUAAAGAAAAUGACCCUCCAUUAAUGAACACGUUGCAGAUCUCAAUAAACU